AUGCCCUCUAUAACAUCGAGACACAAUCAAAUUCUCAAGAGACUUACUAACACCAUUUAUCGCGGCUCUUACACAGUUGAUCAAACAGUUCCAGGUGCACCUGGUAAUAAUCAGCCAGAUUUAGUGGUUACGGAUGGUAAUGAAGUCACCAUAAUUGACGUUACAUGCCCAUAUGAGAAUGACGAGGAUACCCUUGUAUCUGCUGCGGAAAGGAAAGAAACAAACUACCAUUACCUAAUUGAUCAUUUCAGAUGCUUAAAUCUGCAAGGGAAAGUGUUCGGUUUUGUCGUGGGUCCACUUGGUGGUUGGUAUCCAGGAAAUGAGAAAGCCCUUGAUGAACUAUAUAUUAGCAAGCAUUAUGGAACUUUGUUUAGAAAACUCUGCUGUGCUGACUGUAUUAAAGGUUCAAGAAACAUUUAG
Molecule: messenger RNA, 420 nt
Organism: Paramuricea clavata
Lineage: Eukaryota; Metazoa; Cnidaria; Anthozoa; Malacalcyonacea; Plexauridae
Source: the annotation of a GenBank genome assembly